Molecule: messenger RNA, 761 nt
Organism: Protobothrops mucrosquamatus (brown spotted pit viper)
Lineage: Eukaryota; Metazoa; Chordata; Lepidosauria; Squamata; Viperidae
Product: bcl2-associated agonist of cell death-like
Exons: 4
Coding region: 121-528 (135 amino acids)
Biological process (GO): apoptotic process
Source: RefSeq, a predicted model, not a curated record
GCUCGCGGUAAACAGGAGGAAGGGCGCUCAGGCAGCGCUCCGUCCGCAGGCAGCCCACUACCUCUAAGCCUUCUGGAAAACACGGAGUCAAGAGGCAGGGGCGAUGCCAGCCCCCUGACCAUGUUCCAGAUUUCCGAAUUUCAAGAUGAAACCUUCGCCGCCGCUGAAAAGGACCCCACGGAUCUCAAGCUGAGUGUCGGGGGGCCCAAGGAUCUCAACAGCCCCCCUCAUGAGAACCCAGAACUGAGACGUCGGAUCGGGUCGGACCAACUAGAUUCGGAGACCUCAGAUGAGGUGGGGGCUUUCCGAGCACGCUCACGCUCCGCCCCUCCCAUCCUGUGGGCCGCGCAGCGCUACGGGCGGGAGCUACGCAGGAUGAGCGAUGAAUUUCACGGUGCCCUGCAGAAGCUGCCGCGCCCCAAAAGCGCAGGGACCUGCUCCCACAUGGACCACCCUCCCAGCUGGAAGGACACUCUGCGGUCAUGGUGGCGCCGAAGUUGCCCGGAGAAUGGACCCUCCGGUUCUUAACCGAAUUUUGCUGCUAUCUGUUACGGGGGUGGGAGGGAGAAAUUUGGUGGGGUCUCAGCGGCACCCUUUUUCCUCUGUGGUAUCUCCAAAUUAUUCCCGGUGCCGAGUUUGUUCCCUAGCACUUCCAUUCUUUACGCCACCUACAAGAAGUUUACUCUGGAUCUGACACUGCGGCACCGUCCAGAUUUUUUACCCUCUGCCCCUUUAACCCUAAAUUAAAUUCUGGGGGUUUU